Messenger RNA from Lytechinus variegatus (green sea urchin), 1398 nucleotides. RefSeq names its product cholecystokinin receptor-like. Lineage: Eukaryota; Metazoa; Echinodermata; Echinoidea; Temnopleuroida; Toxopneustidae. The record is from RefSeq and is a predicted model, not a curated record. Gene Ontology annotation, molecular function: neuropeptide receptor activity. Gene Ontology annotation, cellular component: membrane. The transcript has 2 exons. Gene Ontology annotation, biological process: neuropeptide signaling pathway. The coding region runs from base 1 to 1398 and encodes 465 amino acids.
AUGGACAUGGUCUUCCUACGGUCAGUCAAGAUGGAGGUAUUUGGUACUACUUCGACAGGAAGUGAGACGGUAGCACCGGGCAGAGACGCUGAUAUCCUUGAAGAAGAAACUGUAAUUAAAGAUGCAAACACUCGAGAUAACUCCCUUGUCUUUGAUAGAAACGAUCAUUCUCUGACAAGUCCGGUAACUUCGUUUCCGAAAUUACCAGACGAGGGCCACGGUGAUGGAGUGCCAGGCAACGUCGUCAUCACCCGUGCUUAUACAUGGAAGAAAAGGAAGACGAGCACGGAUAUCCUCAUCAUCGGCCAAGCGGUAGUCGACUUAUUUGCUAGCACGUUCGCACCUGUAGGCAAUGUUUUGCUGAUAGUUCUGGAGCGGAACGCCGAUCUUUUCUGUCGGAUAGCAGCUCUCGGUUUGUUCUUAAAAGAAAUGUACGCUCUUGCUUCGCUCUUGCUAACCUCUGCAAUCAGUAUCGAUCGCUACAUGGCUGUCUGUCGUCCAUUACGACGUCGGAUCACGGUACGAGCGUCGUGUUUCAUCGUAGCAGUAUGCAUUCUUGUCUCCAUCGUCACAAACAUCCCAUUUGUCACAUUCAGUGAAAUCAGAGACAAAACGCUCAACGGAAGCACCACGUGCGCAUCAUUGGUUCCGAGUUACGUGCAUUUCUCUUUCGAGGUUUUACACCUUAGCUCGUUUUUCUUGUCCUUUGUAACAAUAUCUGUCAUGUACGGCCUCGUAUACCAUUCUUUGCGGAAGAGGGCUAAGAUUCAUGCCGACCUCGUCAACAAUAGACAUGGUCUUCCUACGGUCAGUCAAGAUGUAGGUAUCCGUACUUUUUCGACAGGCCGUGCGACGGAACCACCAGGCAGAGACAUUGACAUCCUUGUCGAAGAAACCGUAAUGAAACGUGCAAAUACUCGAGACAACGCCCAUGAUGUCUUUGAUAGAAACGACCAUUCUCGGACAAGUACAGUAACACCGUUUCCGGAAAUAGCCGACGAGGGCCACGAUGAUGGUGAGAGGUUUUUCUUGAAUGCAAGAAACACUAACCUACUAUCUUCCCCACCACUUGGUUUAUCUUUACAGCAACCUAUUCCUGUUGCUGCUCCACGAAAACCGAUCAAGAACAAAUACUAUUCUGAUCAUGGACGGAAAACUACUCGCAUGCUUCUCAUCAUAACAGCUUUCUUCUUCGUAACGUGGACCCCUAAACUUAUCAUCCCUCAUUUACCAGGCCUAGGCCUAUUGUUUGAGUGUGGAACCUCGAUCGUCAUCAACAUUCUGCUAGAUCUCGUGUUUCUCAACCACAUCGUUAACUUCUUUGUGUAUUAUCUUGUCAACAAUAGCUUCAGAAAUGAUGUUAAGGAAUCUUUUAAAUUUUACAGAUUUGAUGAAUAA